Molecule: messenger RNA, 4925 nt
Organism: Coregonus clupeaformis (lake whitefish)
Lineage: Eukaryota; Metazoa; Chordata; Actinopteri; Salmoniformes; Salmonidae
Gene: eif5b
Product: eukaryotic translation initiation factor 5B
Molecular function (GO): GTP binding; GTPase activity; translation initiation factor activity
Source: RefSeq, a predicted model, not a curated record
CAGGAUGUGUGACCAACACUCAUUGGAUCAACCAUAUGUGCUGUAUCGGCGAACAACGAGGCUGAACAUUGUGGAUAAAAAAAGCAAGGAGAAUGGGGAAGAAACAGAAAAAGUCAGGCGAAGACAGUGCCAAAGACGAUGGCAUCGACCUUGAUGCCCUAGCAGCAGAAAUCGAAGGCGCGGGAGCCUCCAAGGAACAAGGUAAAGGAAAAGCCAAGAAGAAGAAAGACAAAAAGAAAGAGGAAUUUGAUGAAGAUGACAUCCUGAAAGAGCUGGAGGAACUGUCUCUUGAAACCACGGGAGCUAAAGGCAGCAAGAAACCAGACGCCACAGACGAGCCGGAGAGUGCCGCCGAGCCGCCGCCGCCCACCAAAGCAGAGAAGAAGAAGACGCGGAAGGGCAAGCGAGCCAGCCUGGAGGAUGACGACGGGGAAGACGAAGAGGUUUCGGGUACGGGUCACGUGGGAAAGGAGGACAAGCAGAAGGACAAGACGACGUCUGCUGCCCCCGCUGCUGCUGCUGCUGGCUCAGACUCCGAGGACGAGGCCUCACGGACCCGGAGGAAACCUAAGGCAGGGAAGAAAGGAGGCCGCAAGGAGGCCUCGGACGAGGAAGAGGAGGAUGAGGAUGGAGGUGCGAGGAAAGGGGGGGGAGGAGGGGAGGAUGAUUCAGACGAUGACGGCUCGGUGGACGCGUCGCAGGCCGGAAAGAAAGGCAAGAAGAAAGGUAAAGCCAAGGCAGACGAUGAAGAGGAGGAAGAGGAGGAGGGAACCUUCAAGAUGAAGACGGCCGCUCAGAAGAAAGCAGAGAAGAAGGAGAGAGACCGCAAGAAGAAAGAGGAGGACAGGGCUAAGCUGAAGAAGCAGAAAGAGAAGGAGGAGGAGAAAGAGGGGAGUACUGAGGUGGCAGCAGUGCCUAAGAAAGAGAAAGAGGUAGUGAAGAAGAGUGAGCCAGCGGCCCCAGCUCCAGCAGCAGAGACGGAGGCAGCAGCAGAGAUUGAAGAUCAGGAAGGGGCUGAUCCUCAAGGAGAGGCUGCCGAUGAGGUGCUUGAAACAAUUAAUGAAGAGGAAGGGGGAGACAAGAAGGGCAAGAAAGACAAGAAGAAGAAGAAGGGGGACAAGGAGAAAGAGGAGAAGAAGAAGGGACCCAGCAAGGCCACAGUGAAGGCCAUGCAGGAGGCUCUGGCUCGCAUGAAGGAGGAAGAGGAGCGCGCCCAGAAGGAGGAAGAGGAGAACCUGCGUCGCCUGGAAGAGCAGGAGGCUCAGAGACUGGAGCAGGAGCGCUUGGAACAGGAGCGCAAGGAGAAGAAGAAACAGAAGGAGAAGGAGAGGAAGGAGAGGCUGAAGAAGGAGGGCAAACUGCUGACCAAAGCCCAGAAAGAGGCCCGGGCCAGGGCUGAGGCCACACUUGAACUACUGAAGGCCCAGGGUAUUGAAGUGCCAUCCAAAGACGACUCGGUGCCAAAGAAGAAGCCAGUGUACGGAGACAAGAGGAAAAAAGAAACCCCACAAGCACAGACUCCUGAAGGUAACAGCCUCUUCCAAUCCACGUCAAAUACCUUUCCAACUGCAAAAUCAUUGAUCUAUUCAUUCGUUUGUGCCUCAUCCCUCAUUCCUCCUCUUCCCCGGUCAGAGACCUCAGAGGUAGAGCAGAAAGCUGAGUCUGCAGUUGAUGACUGGGAGGCUAUCGCUGAGACCAUCGACCAGGACAAAGAGCUGAAGAAGGUCCACAUUGAGGUGAAGCCAGAGACGCCAAAGCAGCCCCAACAGAAACCCUCGUCACAGCCGGAGGAAGAGGAGGACGAUGAGGACGAGGAGGAAGAGGAUGAUGAGGAGGAGGAGGAGAGUGAGGAGGAGGAGGAGAAGGAGAGUCAGCCUCACGCACCGCAGCAGGCCCCAGCCACAAAGAGGAAGGGAGGGAAGGAGAGCUCAGAGUCCAGUAGUGACAGCGACUCAGACGAUGAUCUCACUAAAGAGGAGCGGAUCUACGACAAGGCCAAGAAGCGUAUUGAGAAACGUCGAGCAGAGAACAUAAAGAACAUCAACCUGGACAAGCUCCGCUCCCCCGUGGUCUGUGUACUGGGCCACGUAGACACAGGCAAGACCAAGAUCCUGGACAAGCUGAGGCAUACUCACGUACAGGACGGAGAGGCAGGAGGGAUCACCCAACAGAUCGGAGCCACUAACGUACCUCUGGAGGCCAUCGUGGAGCAGACCAAGAUGGUGAAGAACUUCAACAACGAGGCCAUUAAAAUCCCAGGAAUGCUUAUCAUCGACACCCCAGGCCACGAGUCUUUCAGUAACCUGAGGAACCGGGGCAGCUCUCUGUGUGACAUAGCCAUCCUGGUGGUGGACAUCAUGCACGGUCUGGAGCCUCAGACCCUGGAGUCCAUCAACCUGCUCAAGGAGAAGAAGUGUCCCUUCAUCGUAGCACUUAACAAGAUUGACCGUCUGUAUGACUGGAAGAAGAGUCCGGACACAGACGUGGUGGCCACACUGAAGAAGCAGAAGAAGAACACCAAGGAUGAGUUUGACGAGAGGGCCAAAGCUGUCAUCGUGGAGUUCGCACAGCAGGGUCUGAACGCAGCCCUCUUCCAUGAGAACAAGGACCCUAGGACCUUUGUGUCUCUGGUGCCCACGUCGGCCCACUCCGGGGACGGCAUGGGCAACCUGAUCGCUCUGCUGGUGGAGCUCACCCAGACCAUGCUAGCACGCCGCCUGGCUCACUGCGACGAGCUCAGGGCUCAGGUCAUGGAGGUGAAAGCCCUGCCUGGUAUGGGCACCACGAUAGAUGUGAUCCUGAUCAAUGGGGUUCUCCGGGAGGGAAUGACCAUCAUCGUCCCGGGGGUGGAGGGACCCAUCGUCACCCAGAUCAGGGGGCUGCUGCUGCCUCCACCCAUGAAGGAGCUCCGGGUCAAGAACCAGUAUGAGAAACAUAAGGAGGUGUCUACAGCCCAGGGAGUGAAGAUCCUGGGGAAAGACCUGGAGAAAACCCUGGCAGGGCUCCCCCUGCUGGUGGCCCACAAGGAGGACGAGGUGGCCGUGCUCAGGGAUGAGUUGGUGCGGGAGCUGAAACAGACGCUGAACUCCAUCAAGCUGGAGGAGAAGGGUGUGUACGUCCAGGCCUCCACCCUCGGAUCCCUGGAAGCCUUGCUCGAGUUCCUACGAGUGUCCAAAGUGCCUUACGCUGGCAUCAACAUCGGUCCAGUUCACAAGAAAGACGUGAUGAAAGCUUCCACUAUGCUGGAGCAUGACCCACAGUAUGCAACGAUCCUGGCGUUUGAUGUGAAGGUGGAGAGGGACUCCCAGGAGAUGGCUGACAGUCUGGGGGUGAGGGUGUUCAGUGCUGAGAUCAUCUACCACCUGUUUGAUGCCUUCACCAAGUACAGAGAGGACUACAAGAAGGCCAAGCAGGACGAGUUCAAACACAUUGCGGUGUUCCCCACUAAGCUGAAGAUCCUGCCUCAGUUCAUCUUCAACUCUAGAGACCCCAUCGUCAUGGGAGUCAACGUGGAGGCUGGGGUCCUCAGACAGGGAACCCCACUCUGUGUGCCCAGCAAGGGGUUUGUGGACAUUGGCAUCGUGACCAGCAUUGAGAUCAACCACAAGAUGGUGGACAGUGCCAAGAAGGGCCAGGAGAUCUGUAUAAAGAUCGAACCGAUCCCUGGAGAGGCACCCAAGAUGUUCGGCCGACACUUUGAGGCCACCGACAUCCUCGUCAGCAAGAUCACCAGAGCGUCCAUCGAUGCCCUGAAGAACUGGUUCAGAGACGAGAUGGGUAAAUCUGACUGGCAGCUUAUCAUGGAGCUUAAGAAGACUUUUGAAAUCAUCUGAACGGAAGAACGGAGACACACCUUCAUGUCUUCAGGAGGCCGCAGCACAUUUACACACACACACACACCACUGAUCACGUGACACCUGAUCAAAGACACACACACACACUUAUUCAUCACACCCACGUAUGCACACAUCCAUAAACGGUGAGAGCAGUGCAGUGUCGCACUUUUCCCCUCUCCCCCAUCCCCUCUCCUCUUUGGUGGGCGGGGGAGUGUAUUGUUAGAGGGAAAGAAAGUGUUUUUCUGUGAGAAACCAAACUAUUUCCCGCUGUUAACAGUGACAGUUUAGACAGCGUCGACACACACACUAUUCCAACGUGCCUGUUGUUUGGAAUCAUCUUGAGUUGUAUUUUUCAUUUCGCCUCUCUCUCGCUCUCCCCAUCCGGCUGCUCGAGCCCUGUCCCCUGUAAUCACUCUGCUGUUCAGGCUGGGGUGAGUAGGAGUGAAGAGAGCUGGGUCGGGCGUCACCUGCGCCACAGAUCUACAGAAUUCAGCAAACUGGGUUUGACAAGUUUCCGUGGGUGCCAUGUUGGCACCGGAAGUCCCAAGACAAUGACAUUCCACUGAGAAUGCAAAUGACAGCCUUAUUGUUAUGACAUGUUGGGUGCCAACAUGGAAGCUAGUUUGCUGAACUCUUUAUAUCUAUCAUGGCUCAGGGGGAGAUGUGAGCCAAAGGCCUGAGCGAAUUAGAGGAGGGGGGCAGCAUUCUUACCAUAAGUUUUAGACUUCUGAAUAAUAUUACCUUGUCAGUGUUUUCUAUUUUCUUGAAUGCAGUUAUUUUAUGGUCCUUUUAAAAAGCCCCUCCCUCUCUGACAUCACCACCACCCAUCACCAGCCCCCCUGCCAAUGCAGCUCGACUGGUGCCUACGGACGUUUCUUUACAAUGAAUGAACUAGGUGACAAAAUAGGCAAGCCCUCUCUACUUGAGUUCGAUAUGUGAAAGAUAAUACAAUUCUACAUCAAUAAAGAAAUGUCAUAUUUAUAAAAGUCGCAAACCCUGCCCCCUCUGCCUUGUAUAUUUUCGAUAAUGUUAUGAAUGGAAUAUGCAUUGAAUUCAAUUCUAUGAAAAAUAAAGCUUAAGUGCUACUUC